UUGGUGGUUAUAGUCUCGUAUGAUUUGAAAUCCGAGUUUUUCAGAAGAAGAUGGCGGCGUCGAAUUACGAGUACCCGAGGCUCCGGCGGCCGGAAAUAGUCUCAAUCUUAGCGCAGUUCCAGAUCGCCACCGUCACCGAGCAGGACCUCAUCAACCCUAACCCUGACUUGAUCUCCGAACUCUACACUCGCGUCCUCAUUCACCUCGACUUUCUCCUCGAGGAAGACAACGAGCAACUCGAGUUCGAUGCCCUAGAGCAACUCGAGAACCCCGAUUUCCACGUGGACUCCAUUCGCGCCAUCAAACUCUACAACAAGAUCAAGGAGGUCCUCACCGCGCUCGAGUGUCCGCGGAAAUUCACCUUCGCCGAUCUCCUCGUGCCGGAUCCUCAACGCACCGAGUUCUUCCUCGGUGCUCUCAUCAAUUUCUGCCUCGACAGGGAGGCGAGGAUGAACUCCGUGUCGGAGAUUGUCGACGAAGUGAAUGCUCUCGAGGAGCAGCGGACGGAAUUGGAGGAGAAUACGAUAUCGCAGUUGAGAGCAGAGAUUUUGGAAUGCAAUGAGGCGAGGGAGAGGGAGAUGCCUCUUGUUAAGGAGGUGGAGGCAAAGGUGAAAGAGCUGAGGCAAACGAUUGGGGCGCUGAACAACAACCAGGUGGCGCUGAGGACUAAAUUGAAGAAGUUGAAGGAGAAGAGUGUGGAAAUGGAUGAGAAAAUUUCAAAUGCUGAAUUUACAUUAGUACAAAAUGUUCUAGAAAAUGCAAAUCUACGUUCAAAAAUUGCUCAAUCUCCUGAUAAAGUACAGAGGGCUUUAGAGGAAAAGAAAAUAGCUCGAGAGGAGGCAAGGAAUGGUGAAAGAUCAGCAAUGCAGGCGUUUCAUAACAAGAGUGCCCUUGUUGAUGUUUUCUCCAAGGUGUACAAGAAAAUGUCAAAACACUACACGCUGAUGCAGACUAUACAAGAACAGGUAAAUUCUGCAAAAUCUGUUGAAAAGGAUCUUAAAGCAUUGAAAGCAAAACUCAGUGAUGAAAAAAUAUUGGAGAAGUCACUUGAGGCCAAAUUGGUCGAAAGACAAAGUAAAGUUGAGCAGAUGGAAGAAUUGAGGAAGCAGUUGGAGAAAGAGUGCAAUAUUAGGUGCGAAGAAGCAACUAAGUACUUGAAUAGUACACAAUCAGAGGUGGAAACAAAGAGAUGUGAUAUAGAAACAAGGAAGAGAAAUGUCGCUGCUAUGUUAUCUGAGGUGGAUGUUAUAAAUAGUAAAAUUACAUCAGUGAAAGAAACUGGAGCGGUACAAGUGGAACGGUUAGGUCGCAAAUGUCAUGAGUUAGUUGAUGAGUUUCACAAGUAUUCAAACUCGAUUGUACGUGUGAUUGAAUCUGCGCCAGAGAGUUAAAUUCAUUAAAGGAAGUGGAUUUGACAUUUCAGAUCUGGUAUAUUAUGAACUACACUUGCUCUGCAUAGUUCGAGUACAUGUUAGCAUACA
Messenger RNA from Cajanus cajan (pigeon pea), 1481 nucleotides. Its product is annotated as kinetochore protein. Gene Ontology annotation, cellular component: Ndc80 complex; kinetochore. The record is from RefSeq and is a predicted model, not a curated record. NCBI's taxonomy places the organism in Eukaryota, Viridiplantae, Streptophyta, Magnoliopsida, Fabales, Fabaceae.